Penicillium subrubescens is the source of this 3117-nucleotide messenger RNA. RefSeq names its product histone acetyltransferase catalytic subunit HAT1 (gene hat1). Bases 1 to 3117 code for a protein of 1038 amino acids. Gene Ontology annotation, biological process: subtelomeric heterochromatin formation; regulation of DNA-templated transcription. Gene Ontology annotation, molecular function: histone H4 acetyltransferase activity; zinc ion binding; DNA-binding transcription factor activity, RNA polymerase II-specific. NCBI's taxonomy places the organism in Eukaryota, Fungi, Ascomycota, Eurotiomycetes, Eurotiales, Aspergillaceae. The record is from RefSeq and is a predicted model, not a curated record. Gene Ontology annotation, cellular component: nucleus. The transcript has 7 exons.
AUGCCUUUUUACGGUCGCCCAAGCAAAAAUUGCCAGAGCUGUCGGGAGAGGCGCAUCAAGUGUGAUCGUCUUGAUCCGGUCUGUUCGCAAUGCAAGCGAGCGGGGAAACCAUGUGGUGGCUAUCGCGACGUCCCGUCCUUAUUGUUCCGUGAUGAGAAUGACAAGACGGCUCGCCGGUCUGCGGCGGCAAAGGCCAAAUCAGAAGCCAGGCGCAAGCUGUUGGAUAGCUCAGACAGCUCAGAUGAAAGCUCGGAGAACCCCACAAACAAAUUGGGCUUAUCGCGAUGGGACUAUGUAGCCCAGCCAGAAAGUCCUCGCAUGGUCAUGGUCCCCACAAUGCCGGCUGUAGUUCCUUCAACUUUGGAGGAACAAGGAUUGAGAUUCUUCUUCAACCGGUUUGUAAGUGCGGUCUCAGGGAUGGCGGGAGAUCUCCCUUCCGAAAUGGAGACUUCGCCUUUCCUAAAGGCCAUUCUUGUGCCUUCGCCCCUGCGUGAUGCAACCAUUUCUGUUGGGCUAGCCGCCAUGUCCAACGUCAGUCAGGACCGAGCCCUGUCACUAGCGGCGCGGGAGAAAUAUGUGGCGGCCAUUAACGUCGUUCGGAAGGCGGUCCAGAACCCUGACCAGGCGAAUGCGAAUCAGACGUUUCAUAUAAUCGUGAUGUUGAGUAUGUACGAGAUGGUCUGUUGUUCACCCAAUGAAAUCGACUCAUGGACAGUCCAUCUAGAUGGGUUGGCGGCGCUAGUCAAACAGGCCGGCUUCAGCGAUGCGCUGAGAAAUACACACCCGCGCCCACAUCUGCAGUAUUACCUCAUUUCAAUCAUCAGAUAUUUUCUCGUCCAGGGGGUCAUACCUUCGGAGCUGCAUGAUUGGUCUCCUGAGCAAAUUCCCGGUCCCCAGCCAGAUCAGAUCCCUACAGUCCGCCUGGUCGAUAUUCUCAUUCGCUUCAUGAAGCUGGACUCGUCCCUUCGGGGCCACCCGGACCCCGAUCCAAGAAUAGCGGCAAGCUCUGCUCUGCUCUGUGAUGCAGAGCUGGAGGCUUGGGAAGGCCAACUUCCACAGAAAUGGAAGUUCUCUUUGAAAAAGUCGAACGACUUCCAACGCACGUUUAAUGGAACGUACAUGAUCUAUAACGAUGUGUGGGCGUCCAGAGACCUCAAUCACUACUUCUGGGCACGAUUGAUGGUGAAUGAGAUGAUUGUUCGUCAUAUAAUAAGGUUAGAAACGCCAACGCUGGAUGAUAUCUGUCAGCGACAAAAAGCGCUGGACACCACUUCACUGAUGGCGACAUACAUUUGUGCUGGCGCAGCGAGUCAAAUGGGAGCUUUUGGGUGUGGGCUCCCAUCUGCGGGGCUCACACAAUUGCCACCACUGAAUGGCGUGUUCAUGUUGAUGUUUCCUUUGGCAGUUGCAGGACGAGCUGCUGGAGCUGGUGACGAUGUCCAUGAGUGGGUACUUGAAACACUCCGGAAGAUCGGGAGAACGAUGGGCAUUCGGCGAGCUUUGGAGAUGAUUCCCACGCUAAAGGAAAUACGUAAUACUGAAGCUGUGCCCGACGCGGUCAGACGCGCCUCCUUCCUGCAUCUUCGCAUCUUCCUAUCUCCUUCACUUCACCAUCUGGACUCGCUCCACUCCAUAUCCAACAUGGCGCUUGAAGAUGAAUGGACAUGCGACGCCAACGAUGCGCUGCAAAUCACGGUCAUGCAGCCGGGUGAUGCGAAGCCGAAAACUCUCUCAGCCUUCCACCCUCAGUUCACUUACCCCAUUUUUGGCGACGAAGAGCAAAUCUUUGGAUACAAGGGUUUGAUUAUCCGUCUACGCUUCGCCGCUCAUGAUCUCCGCCCUCAUGUUCACAUUUCCUACGACGAUCGCUUCAAGGCGGUUGGCGACAUAGCUGCGGCGGAUCUUCUUGGCACAUUGAAGGAGUUCGUUCCAGAGGAGGCCUUGAUCAAUCUCCCCGACUACGAGAAAGCUGUGCAGGAAGACCCCAACGCAAAGGACUUUACACCUCCCGGCAAGCUGGUCUAUAGUUAUGAGUCGAAUGAGAGGAACUAUGAGAUCUGGGCUGGAUCUCUCGCGGAUCCUGAUGUACGGCGCAUUCUUGACCGCGCGCAGAUCCUGGUGUCUCUGUUCAUCGAGGCUGGCACACCGUUGGCGACGGACGAUCCAGAAUGGACUCUCGAACGGUGGACGGUAUACUUUGUUUACGAAAAGGUCACACCUCCAACGCCAACGGCCUCGUCCUACUCCAUUGUCGGAUACGCCACCACCUACAGGUACUGGCUCUACCAGCGAGAUCGCUCAAUCACGCCGACAGUCAAGGAUGACGCCUUCCCUCCCGCCGAAAUCAAACUCUCUGAGCUCCCAUCACGACUCCGCAUCGCACAAUUCCUCAUCCUCCCCUCACAUCACCGCGCGGGCCACGGCACCCACCUCUACACAACCAUCCAUGCCGCAUGCAUCGCAGAUCCCACGAUUAUCGAGCUGACAGUAGAGGAUCCCAACGAGAGCUUCGACGCGCUUCGGGAUACAGCCGAUUUCUGUCUCCUGCACCCCGAAUUCGUCAAGCGCAAAGUGAACCUCAACCCCGACCCUAAUGGGGCCUACUCUCGCAGGCAGCGCCUCCGCUCAGUCCCAACCGCAGAGCUCAUCCCUACCGAUGUUCUACGCGAAAUCCGAACCUCCUUCAAGAUUGAGGCUACCCAAUUCGCCCAUAUUUUGGAGAUGUACCUUCUCAGUCAAAUUCCCCCGAGUCACCGCCUGGCCGGCGGCACCAACCUUGCACGGUUGUUGAUCAAGAAGGGCAAGGCUGAAGAUCCUAAUGAUCGGAGAUACUACUGGUGGCGCAUGCUCACAAAGCAGCGACUGUUCAAGAGGCACAAGGAGCUGCUGCAAGAAUUGGAGCUGUUCGAUCGGGUAGAGAAACUCGAUGAUACCGUUCGGAAUGUCGAGGAGGGAUACGAGAUCACCCUCAAGGCUGUCGAGGGUCGCUUGCCAGGUGCUACCGAUGAAGAAGCUCCCGCUGGUCUGGUUUCUCGUAACAAGCGCAAACUUGCCAUUGAGGACGAUGAGGAUGAGGACGAAAAUGGGAGUGAGGCGACCAAGCGGCCAAAGGUUUAG